CCCUGCGCCCCGUGCGAGCGCGCCCUGCCGGGGCCCCCGGCUCAGCCGCCCCGGAGGCCCAAACCGCGCGCAAACUUUUGCUCCAGUGCCCGGCGCUCCUCCCAGGCAUGUGAAGCCCCCAGGCGCCCGCGCAGUCGCCAGGUUCGCCCCGGGAGCGGGUGCCGCGGGCCGAGAUGCUCCUCCGGGACCUGGUGCUGCGCCGUGGCUACUGCUGGCCCUCACUGCUGCUGCACUGCGCGCUCCAUCCGCUCUGGGGCUUCGUGCAGGUGACGCACGGGGAGCCCCGGAAGUCCUGCUCCAAGGUGACGGACAGCUGCCAACACAUCUGCCAGUGCCGGCCCCCGCCCCCGCUGCCCCCGCCCCCGCCGCCCCCGCCGCCUCCCCGACUCCUCUCCGCCCCAGCUCCCAACGCUACCUCGUGUCCCACUGAGGAAAGCUGGUGGUCGGGGCCGGUGAUCAUCAUCGCGGUCUGUUGUGCCUCCCUGGUGUUUCUCACUGUGCUUGUCAUCAUUUGCUACAAAGCCAUAAAGAGGGUAUUGGCUGAAAGACCAAUAAAAGGCUGCAGAACAGUUUGGCUGACCCUGCAGGCUGCUAAUUGCAGACAAUAAGCAAGCAUGCUGCUCCCUGGGAGUACGCUGCGGUGUGCACACGUGUGCCUGAGAGUGCCUGGGCACCCGCAUCAUCGCUGGGCUCCCGUGCACAUCAGCUUUUCGUGGUUGAGUUGCUUCCAGGAGAACAGACACUUUUGAACACCCAAGUCUCCUUGAUGGGCCUUAGAACCCACUGACCGGCAUAGGCUGCUCAGUGAGCCAGUGCUGGGCCACACGUAUUUAUCGAGCACCUACUGUGUGCUGGGACCUAGACUAGAUGUCAGGGAUGUAGCGAUAAACAAGACUGGGUCCCUGCCCACCCGCUCCUUCUGGGAGAAGCAGAUCAAACAUACACACACUGGCAAAUUAAUAAAUGAAGUGCUUUAAAA
Molecule: messenger RNA, 979 nt
Organism: Lipotes vexillifer (Yangtze River dolphin)
Lineage: Eukaryota; Metazoa; Chordata; Mammalia; Artiodactyla; Lipotidae
Gene: PRIMA1
Product: proline rich membrane anchor 1
Exons: 5
Coding region: 174-608 (144 amino acids)
Source: RefSeq, a predicted model, not a curated record